Salvelinus namaycush (lake trout) is the source of this 1407-nucleotide messenger RNA. Its product is annotated as tubby protein. Gene Ontology annotation, cellular component: cilium. Bases 1 to 1407 code for a protein of 468 amino acids. NCBI's taxonomy places the organism in Eukaryota, Metazoa, Chordata, Actinopteri, Salmoniformes, Salmonidae. The record is from RefSeq and is a predicted model, not a curated record. Gene Ontology annotation, biological process: protein localization to cilium. The transcript has 10 exons.
AUGGAGGACCCAGAAUUGCGUCAACUGAAGCUGGACAAUCAGCGUUCCCUUUUGAUGAAGAAGCAGCAGAGAAGGAGGGCCGAUACCCAAAUGGUCACAGCCAAUAGGGACGCUCGCCCCAAGAAAAGCAAGCAGAAGACUGGAGCAGAUGACACAGACCUGUUGAUUACUCAAUCCCAGAGCAACAACUCCUUAAAUGCUGAAGAGGCCCAUGAUAAUCCACUGGAGGAAAUUACUCUGGGAGAGCUCAGCCUAAAAGCCACUGAUGCUACAGAUGAGAUGCCCCCCGAGAAACCCAUCAUCACCAAAACUAUGGACGUGGAAAUUGACAGCCAGCCAAAGCCUAAACUUAGUACAGAAAAUGAAGGCCCAGCGGAAGUGAAAAAAAAAGAAAAGGAGAAGAAAGAGAAAGGUGUGAAAAAGGAGAAGGCGCAAGCAAAACCAAGGUGCCAAAUAAGUGACAAUGAGAGGGAGGAAGAUGAAAUUCUUGAAAGAGAGAAAAAAGAGAAAACUCCAAAAAAGCUAAAAAAAGCUGAGAAAGCCAAUCUCGCACUGCUUAACUCCAACUACAGGCAGCAGGACACCUCAGACAGUGACGACAACAUUGGAAGAGUGACAACUCCUGUCUCAGUUGAAGAUCUUGAAAAGUUUGCCCUGCAUCCAGCCCCUAGAGAUACAACAAUCCAGUGCAGAAUCACUCGGGACAGGCGGGGCGUGGAGAAAGGAAUGUACCCCACUUACUAUCUCCAUAUGGAGAAGGAGGAUGGGAAGAGGGUGUUUUUAAUGGCAGGCAGGAAGAGGAAGAAGUGCAAAACCUCCAAUUAUCUAAUUUCCAUUGAUCCAACAGAACUUUCCAGAGACACAGACAGUUAUAUAGGCAAACUAAGAUCAAAUGUGCUAGGCACCAAAUUCACAGUGUUUGACGGCGGGGAUAACCCUGAUAAGAAACCUUUCGUCAAAGAGUGUGAGUCAGUUCGGCAAGAGCUUGCCGCAAUCUGUUAUGAGAAGAAUGUUCUAGGUUUCAAAGGCCCCAGGAAAAUGACGGUGGUUAUUCCUGGCAUGAUGGAGAAUGAUGAGAGAGUGUGCAUUCGCCCAAAAAGUGAUAUAGAGUCUCUGCUCUCCCGCUAUGAGAAUGGUAACACUGACAACCUAGUGUGCCUCAUGAACAAGUCCCCCAGCUGGAACGAACAGACACAGUCCUACGUGCUCAAUUUCCACGGCCGCGUCACACAGGCCUCCGUCAAAAACUUCCAAAUCGUUCACCCUGACAACGAGGACUACAUUGUGAUGCAGUUUGGCCGGGUGGCAGAGGACGUAUUCUCCAUGGACUAUAGCUUCCCUAUGUGUCCCCUGCAGGCCUUCGCCAUCACGCUCUCCUCCUUCGAUGGCAAACUGGCUUGUGAGUGA